Molecule: messenger RNA, 693 nt
Organism: Uncinocarpus reesii 1704
Lineage: Eukaryota; Fungi; Ascomycota; Eurotiomycetes; Onygenales; Onygenaceae
Exons: 3
Coding region: 1-693 (230 amino acids)
Biological process (GO): regulation of transcription by RNA polymerase II
Cellular component (GO): chromatin
Molecular function (GO): DNA-binding transcription factor activity, RNA polymerase II-specific; RNA polymerase II cis-regulatory region sequence-specific DNA binding
Source: RefSeq, a predicted model, not a curated record
AUGGAACCAAAUCGCCCCAAGUAUCAGUGCAGACAUGAGGGAUGCAAUAAAUCCUAUCUGCGGAGCGAGCACCUCAAUCGACACACUCUGAUCCACAAAAAGGCGGCCUUUCUCUGUUAUCUCUGCCAGAAACGAUUUACGCGCAAUGAUCUCCUCAACGCCCAUCUUCGUCGACACGAAAAACGCGGCCAGGUUGCGGAACUUGCGACAAAAACCCAGUCAAAUUCCACCUCGAGCCCUCCCCCAAUUCUGUCCCCAGGCGCUCAGAAUAGCACGCAAGAGCAGUCGCCGGGCGAGCUCAAAUCUCCACCCGCUAGAGACUGGCAGUUUGCCCCGACCCAGCUGCAUGAACACCAGGGCCCAACGGCGCCGCCCCUUGCUGGAACCGCUCCCGUACCUAUGAAUCCUUUCCCCAACCCCAUUACGCUGCCUCCGCUGCCUCCUCAGAACCCCGAUAGCUCUCUGGUAUACCAGCCAACGCAGCCUGGCGAUGUGCUACCGCAGCACCCUGUUUCGUCCGGGGGCAUACUUCCGCACCACCUGCCUCCGCAACAGUUCGCGACAGCGCAGGGCCUAGAAGAUGAUUAUACCUGGCUAUUUCACGGCUCGAGUCUUUUCGAUCUCCCGCCCGACGACUACCUUAAUCUACAUUUUGGAGGUGGCCUCGGCCCGGGCUCCCCCACGGUACGGUGA